AUGGUCCCCCAGACUCUCCACCACACCUCCCCCAGAAACCCCACCACACCUCCCCCAGACUCCCCACCACACCUCCCCCAGACUCUCCACCACACCUCCCCCAGACUCCCCACCACACCUCCCCCAGACUCCCCACUACACCUCCCCCAGACUCCCCACCACACCUCCCCCAGAUUCCCCACCACACCUCCCACAGACUCCCCACCACACCUCCCCCAGACUCCCCACCACACCUCCCCCAGACUCCCCACUACACCUCCCCCAGACUCCCCACUACACCUCCCCCAGACUCCCCACUACACCUCCCCCAGAUUCCCCACCACACCUCCCACAGACUCCCCACCACACCUCCCCCAGACUCCCCACCACACCUCCCCCAGAUUCCCCACCACGCCUCCCACAGACUCCCCACUACACCUCCCCCAGACUCCCCACCACACCUCCCCCAGAUUCCCCACCACACCUACCACAGACUCCCCACGACACCUCCCCCAGACUCCCCACCACACCUCCCCUAGAUUCCCCACCACACCUCCCACAGACUCCCCACCACACCUCCCCUAG
Oncorhynchus keta (chum salmon) is the source of this 564-nucleotide messenger RNA. RefSeq lists its product as uncharacterized. NCBI's taxonomy places the organism in Eukaryota, Metazoa, Chordata, Actinopteri, Salmoniformes, Salmonidae. The coding region runs from base 1 to 564 and encodes 187 amino acids. The transcript has a single exon. The record is from RefSeq and is a predicted model, not a curated record.